This is a messenger RNA of Oryza sativa Japonica Group (Japanese rice), 1938 nucleotides long. The record is from RefSeq and is a predicted model, not a curated record. NCBI's taxonomy places the organism in Eukaryota, Viridiplantae, Streptophyta, Magnoliopsida, Poales, Poaceae.
AGAGAGUGCUCGUCGUCGAUCGCCCAAGGUCCGGGACAACCCAAAAGGCCGCGGCGACAGCGGAGCAGCAGCAGCAGCAGCUCGCGCCGCCCCCCAACCGGAAGCCAUGGCCGCGCCGUCGGCGAUCCCCCGCCGCGGCCUGUUCAUCGGCGGCGGGUGGCGGGAGCCGUCCCUCGGCCGCCGCCUCCCCGUCGUCAACCCGGCCACGGAGGCAACCAUCGGUGACAUCCCGGCGGCCACGGCGGAGGACGUCGAGCUCGCGGUGUCGGCGGCGAGGGAUGCGUUCGGCCGCGACGGUGGGAGACACUGGUCGCGCGCGCCUGGGGCCGUGCGGGCCAAGUACCUCAAGGCGAUCGCCGCUAAGAUUAAAGAUAAGAAAUCUUAUCUAGCUUUGUUGGAGACUCUUGAUUCUGGGAAGCCUCUGGAUGAAGCAGCUGGGGACAUGGAGGAUGUCGCUGCAUGCUUUGAGUAUUAUGCUGAUCUGGCAGAAGCUUUAGAUGGGAAACAACGGGCACCAAUCUCUCUACCCAUGGAAAAUUUUGAGUCCUAUGUACUCAAAGAACCCAUUGGGGUUGUUGGACUUAUCACUCCCUGGAAUUAUCCUCUGCUGAUGGCUACUUGGAAGGUUGCACCUGCCCUGGCUGCUGGGUGUACAGCUGUAUUAAAGCCAUCUGAGCUUGCUUCCCUGACAUGUUUAGAGCUUGGUGGAAUAUGUGCAGAAAUUGGAUUACCUCCAGGAGUCUUGAACAUAAUUACUGGUCUGGGCACUGAAGCUGGUGCUCCAUUAGCUUCACAUCCCCAUGUGGAUAAGAUUGCUUUUACUGGAAGCACAGAAACUGGUAAGAGGAUAAUGAUUACUGCUUCCCAAAUGGUCAAGCCUGUUUCGUUAGAGCUUGGUGGCAAAAGUCCUCUUAUUGUCUUUGAUGAUGUUGAUAUUGAUAAAGCUGUUGAGUGGGCCAUGUUUGGGUGUUUUGCGAACGCUGGUCAAGUCUGCAGUGCUACUUCUCGUCUACUUUUGCAUGAGAAAAUUGCAAAGCGAUUCUUGGAUAGGUUGGUUGCAUGGGCAAAGAGUAUCAAAAUCUCAGAUCCACUAGAAGAAGGUUGCAGGCUGGGGUCAGUCGUUAGUGAAGGGCAGUAUCAAAAAAUAAUGAAGUUCAUCUCAACAGCAAGAUGUGAAGGUGCCACAAUUCUAUAUGGGGGUGCCCGACCACAACACCUCAAAAGGGGGUUCUUUAUUGAGCCUACUAUUAUAACAAAUGUUAGCACAUCAAUGCAAAUUUGGCGAGAGGAAGUCUUUGGACCGGUCAUCUGCGUUAAAGAAUUUAGGACAGAGCGUGAAGCAGUAGAACUUGCAAAUGAUACUCACUAUGGUCUAGCUGGCGCUGUGAUUUCCAAUGAUCUAGAGAGGUGCGAGCGCAUUUCAAAGGCUAUCCAGUCAGGUAUCGUUUGGAUAAAUUGCUCGCAACCAUGCUUUGUUCAAGCUCCAUGGGGAGGGAACAAGCGGAGUGGUUUUGGCCGGGAGCUAGGACAGUGGGGCCUCGAUAACUACUUGAGCGUGAAGCAAGUCACCAAGUACUGCUCAGAUGAACCAUACGGAUGGUACCGGCCUCCAUCCAAGCUGUAGAUUUGUCAUUCGUGUCAAGAGCGACGGAGCACGUCAUUACCUGAAAGCAAGAUCAACCCUGUACAUUCAGAACGGACGGACAGAAUCUUCUUUACAGUUGCUCUUACGGUCUUACAAUAAGCCUUGCAUGGCAAUAGCAACUUAUGAAUUACAGUAUAUGAUACUGCGUCAUCAAGCAAGCCAUGUGUGUGCUGUAUCAGACUAUCAUUCGCUUUGUCGAGCACCUGCAUUUGUCACCACUCACCACUGUUAAAGCAAGAAUGCAAAAUGCAAAAUGAAAAAGAAAACUGCAGUAUGCUGUGUUUAUGUGGUUA